Messenger RNA from Ceraceosorus guamensis, 1026 nucleotides. RefSeq lists its product as hypothetical. The coding region runs from base 10 to 714 and encodes 234 amino acids. The transcript has 6 exons. Gene Ontology annotation, cellular component: membrane; cytoplasm. NCBI's taxonomy places the organism in Eukaryota, Fungi, Basidiomycota, Exobasidiomycetes, Ceraceosorales, Ceraceosoraceae. The record is from RefSeq and is a predicted model, not a curated record.
GUCAGCAUCAUGUCUCGCUUCGGAGCGUUCUACUCUCGUUCGUUUGCUCAGAGACCUUGGUUGACACUAGCAGUGACCAAUGGCGGACUCAGCGUAGUGGCCGAUGCGCUAGCCCAGACUUUCGAGCUGUCACAAGCGCAAAAAAGCGGCAACACCACUUCAUCGAGCAGCAGCGGCUUUGAUCUUGCUCGCAGUGCCAGGUUUCUGGCUUUCGGAUCAGCCAUGGCUCCGCUUCUGGCCGAAUGGAACAAAUUCAUAGAGCUCAAAUUUCCCUUGAGAACCGGUGGGACCGGCUCGGGGGGCAGCGGUGCGGUAGCUAGAUACUCUACCGCUGCAGCUGCGAACAUGGGCAAAGUCAGCUUCUUGGCGCUAGGAAAGCGGGUCAUUGUGGACCAAGGCACAUUUGCUCCGUUCGGUCUCGCACUCUUCGUCGGCUUCAUGGGGUUCAUGGAGGGCAGAGAUAUGGCGGGCAUCGGCGAGAAGUUCUCGAGCAUGUACUGGCCCGCUCUUUUAGCAAAUUGGCAAGUUUGGCCCCUGAUCCAAACCAUCAACUUCCGCUUCAUGCCUCUCAAGUACCGAGUCCCGUUCGUAUCUCUCUGCGGUGUGGGCUGGACCAUCUUCUUGUCGGUUUUGCAAGCGGCAAGACAAGGUGGGACUGCCGAAGCUGCUAUCGGCUCUGGUGGGGCUGAUGGAGGUGUCCAGGUGCACUCAUAGAAGGCAUGAUAUUGCAGCGGAGCAACAUGUCAAGACGCGGGCUUGCCGAUGUUGCAAUCAUCACGAGCGGCGAGCCGACAAAGUCAAGGAAGGCGAGAGCGACAGCGACAGCUACUCAACCUCAACGCCAUUUGACACAUUCAUCAGCAGACAGGAGACCUCAGCACAGCGCUGUACUAUUACAUAGUGUCUCUUUGCACAAAGCAGCUUUGCGGCGCGAUCGGGUAAGGGUGACGACAUGAACGAUGCUUUGUACAACAAUUGUCGCGCGAGCUUUUGUGUGGGCAGCGACGGUGGUGCGUGGGUGAUGGG